AUAAUGCAAGUUUCACUCCCUGAGCACUACUCAAAUUGUUUAUAUAUACAAGCUUUCUAUUCACACAUGGAUGCAUAUUCCCUGCAUCUUUUUUCCAAUUUCUCUCACAAAAAUGUCUCAGGGAGGAGUGCGCCGCCACCAAAGGAGGCUAUCUCAGUCGGUUUUCGACUUCCCGGACGACGUUCUGCAACCACCUCCCGUGGCGGACAAUGACAGUUCCGACAAGGAAUUGAGGAAUGCAAACUCGGCGUCUAAGGUACCAGAACAACAACAUAGUACACGUCCAACGUUAGACGCUUCCACACAUUUGAAAGAGAAAGGUGUAGCUUCUUCCUUACCACCAACGUCACAAAAGAAGUCGUAACGCUAGCUGGAAAAUACACAUGCUAGCUAGCUUAAGUUGGGAAAUUAAAAGUGUGUAACAAAUGGUCUCUUUCUCUAGCUUCUUGUUACUUUUAUUUCGUGUUGUAGUGUCAUGUUAAUUUCUAGUUCGAUGAUGUGAAAUAAAGUAUCGUAUUGGCAACCACAAUUUUCGUU
This is a messenger RNA of Lactuca virosa, 537 nucleotides long. Lineage: Eukaryota; Viridiplantae; Streptophyta; Magnoliopsida; Asterales; Asteraceae. The record is from the annotation of a GenBank genome assembly.